Molecule: messenger RNA, 3571 nt
Organism: Syngnathus acus (greater pipefish)
Lineage: Eukaryota; Metazoa; Chordata; Actinopteri; Syngnathiformes; Syngnathidae
Gene: arhgap42b
Product: rho GTPase-activating protein 42
Exons: 25
Coding region: 137-2803 (888 amino acids)
Biological process (GO): signal transduction
Cellular component (GO): cytoplasm
Molecular function (GO): GTPase activator activity; protein binding
Source: RefSeq, a predicted model, not a curated record
GAAGUGAGACUCGGAGAAGACGAAAGUUAGUCGCCUGCAACUCUCUUUUCCCCCCCGCCCCCCAUUUUUAUGUUUGUGCGGCGCGUCCACGCUAAGGAAGACGUGAGCGGAGGAGACCCUUCGGGCAAGGACAAGCAUGGGACUCCCCACGCUGGAGUUUAGCGACUCUUUUCUCGACGGGCCCGAUUUCCGAGAGCGUCUCAAGUGUCAUGAGAUCGAACUGGAGAGGACCAACAAGUUCAUCAAAGAGCUCAUUAAGGAUGGAAAUAUGCUUAUCGGCGCGCUCAGGAAUCUUUCUGUGGCCGUCCAGAAGUUCUCCCAGUCGCUGCAGGAGUUCCAGUUCGAGUGCCUCGGUGACGCCGAGACGGAUGACGAAGUCAACAUUGCCCAGUCCUUCAAGGAGUUCUCCAAGCUGCUCAACACGGUGGAAGAGGAGAGACGCCGCUUGAUUCAGAACGCAGAUGACGUCUUGAUCACUCCCUUGGAAAAGUUUCGCAAGGAGCAGAUCGGCGCCGCCAAGGACGGGAAGAAGAAAUUCGAUAAGGAGACGGAGAAAUAUUACGCCACGCUUGAAAAACACCUCAGCCUGUCAUCCAAAAAGAAAGAAGCUUAUCUUGAAGAGGCCGACACACAGAUUGACAAAGAGAGGCAACUGUUCUACGACGCGUCCCUCGAGUACGUCUUCAAAAUACAGGAAGUGCAAGAAAAGAAGAAGUUUGAGUUUGUGGAGCCACUGCUGGCCUUCCUGCAGGGCUUGUUUACGUUCUACCACGAGGGAUACGAGCUGGCGCACGAAUUUGAGCCGUACAAGCAGCAGCUCCAGUUCAACCUCCAGAACACGCGCAACAACUUUGUGAGCACCAAACAGGAAGUGGAGAAGUUGAUGAGGAGGAUCAGGUCUGCCGAGCAGGACUACAAAGCUCCGGGCCGCUGGAGCAUGGAGGGCUUCUUGUAUGUGCAGGAGAAACGUCCUCUGGGUUCCGCUUGGACAAGGCACUACUGCACGUAUGAGAAGGGCGGCAAAAGUUUCAACAUGAGCAAUAGCGACACUAAAUUGGCCAAUAAACAGAACGGUCUGGUCCUCAACCAGUCCGAGAUGUUCAAGCUCAAGUCGUGCAUCCGGAGGAAAACGGACUCCAUCGACAAGCGCUUCUGCUUCGACAUUGAGGUGGUGGAAAGAAACGGCGUCUGCCGCGGAACUCUUUUCAGGCCGCUUUGGUUGUUCUAUAAAGUCCGGCACGGUCACAUGACACUGCAGGCGCUGUCCGAGUCCAACAGGAGGCUGUGGUUGGAGGCCAUGGACGGCAAGGAGCCGAUUUACAACCUGCCUGCCAUCCUGAGCAAGAAGGAGGAGACGUUCCUUAACGAGGCCGGCUUUAACUUUGUGAGGAAAUGCAUCGAGCUGGUGGAGAGCAGAGGCAUCAACACCAUGGGGCUGUACAGGAUCGGAGGCGUCAACUCCAAAGUGCAGAGGCUGAUGGCGACGGUUUUUUCAUCCAAGGCGCCCGUGGACAUGGACCUGGAUCCCGAGACGUGGGACAACAAGACCAUCACCAGCGGCCUGAAGAAUUACCUCAGGUGUCUGUCGGAGCCGCUAAUGACCUUCAAGCUGCAUAAAGAAUUCAUCAUGGCUGCCAAAUCGGACGACCAGAACUACAGAGUGUGCGCUGUCCAUUCUUUGGUCCAUAAGCUCCCUGAUAGAAACAAGGAGAUGCUGGAGAUGCUCAUCAAACAUCUCGUCACCGUGUCCACGCAGAGUCAGUCCAACAUGAUGACCGUAUCCAAUCUGGGCGUCAUCUUCGGGCCCACGCUGAUGCGCUCGCAAGAGGAAACCGUGGCCGCCAUGAUGAACAUCAAGUUCCAAAAUAUUGUGAUGGAAAUUCUGAUUGAGAAUUUUAACAAGAUCUUCCUUCAGCCUCCGGAUCCCAACGUGCCACUUCCGGAGCCUCCGAGCCGGCCCGGUUCCCGCCGAAGCAGAGCUAUUUGUAUGUCAAGCGGCCCCCGGAAGCCUCGCAGCCUCUACACUCCUACCCUGUGCCUGGCUGACGCAGAAAGUCCCUGCAUAGGCGACGCCUGCAGCAGCAGUCCAGGCAGCACCCCCACGGGCAGCACCGAGUCUCUGUCCUCGCACUCGUCGGAGCACAACGGCCCCCCCAAGACUGAGACUUUGUCCUGCAUCAAAACUACGAGUGCAAUCCUCCCUGACGCCGCGUCCUUGCGCUCCAGCGGGCCCCGGAGCACCGAGUCUAGUUCCAGGGAGGAGGCCGGCCCGACGGACGUGGAGUCGGAGGACGCCCUCAGCGUACCGUCCGUCACCGGUGUUGCCCCCAGAAAGGCCCCCCAUCAACGACACCCUGGACCCGGACCACCCGAUCUCACAGCUGCAACCUCUCUCAAGUCUCUACGUGUGUCUGAAGGUCAAAGGAGCUACUCCAAAUCCGCCCAAAAUCUCUCCACGCUGGAUCUCAUCGAUCACUUGAAGCCAUCGGCGGACCCCCCGGACAUCCCGCCCAAGCUCGUGAUCCGGCGGCGGGGCACCACAGCCUCAGCCAGCAACGGAUACCAAAGACCAGGCUCGGUGGUGGCUGCCAGAGCGCUGCUUUUUGAACACGCCGCCGCCCCGCAGCUCGGGAGGGACGCCCAAGCUGUGUACUCGUGCGAAGCUGAACACAGCCAUGAGCUCAGCUUCCCCCAGGGGGCGCACUUCUCCAAUGUGUACCCGUCCGUCGAACCGGGAUGGCUGCAAGCAACCUACCAGGGAAAAACGGGUUUGAUACCAGAAAACUACGUCAUCUAUCUUUAAUUUUUUUUUGUUUUUUUGUCUCCAUGGUAUCCAUGGAAAAACCCACUACUGGUGAAUGCGUGUUUUCUAUCUGCUUGAACGAGGGCUCCCACAUGACAAAUAUACCUCUUUUUCUUUUUUGAUUUGCAAAACAAACUUCUUCAAAUGUGUUUUUAAUAAGACAUCUUUUCGCAACAUGUUUUUACGACCUCCAAUGACACUUGAGAACCACUUGACUAGUUUUAUUGGCCUGAAAUAUUACCUUCAGCAAUUUGUAAUUAUUUUUUAUGUAAAAAAAAACAUCACCAAAAGAAGCGGGCCCUCGCAAGUCGGCAAGGUUUCCCGUCAUGAUCCACUCGCACACAGUUGCGAAAUUUCCCGUCGCCCAUCUGUCUCGUGUACAUAAUUAAAAUUUGAUAACAAUGGGAAAAUAUCUGUUGGUCAGUUCCCAUGUUGAAAGACAUUUUAUAGCUUGAAUUCCUGAGGCUCAUUUGUAGCUCUGCUUGGCUAAUUUCAUGUUGGGGCAGAAAAUUCUUACACCACCUUUACCUAAUAAUAAUAAUAAUGCACCUUACAUUACUGCGGUCAUUACACUGGCCGUACACUUUUUGCUGUCACUGUGUUUGUAAAUCAUAGAAAUGAUCAUACCCUGUAAAGCAUGGGUUCUCGAACUUUUGGGGUUCAGAGGAAACGCCAAAAAAAAAAAAAACAGCACGCAUGUUACGAAUUAACCACUGCACUUAAAUAUAGUCAAAUGAAAACUUUACAUUAUGAUUCAAUUGAAAUACA